AUGAAUGAUACCCGCGAUAGCGAGGAUCCCUGCUUUGAACAGUGGCAAACCGGUAUCAGCGGUCUCAAGGGCCUUUUCUUGGGCGGCGUGCCAGCAUACUUCAACGGUCACUUCCCGAACUACUCAGAGCAUACUUUGGCUGACUUGAGUGUCUGGACAUGGCUGAACCUCAAGGGUCACAGCCGCAAUAACGCUGGCGUGGUGAAUCUAAAGAGCAACAACCCGCGCGAAACACCUAACAUCAUCUUCCACGCCUUGUUCGAGGGCGUCGGCGACGGAGAGGACCUUCAGGCAGUAAACGAGGAUAUGAAAUACGGCAUCGAGGCAAUUGAAAACUGA
This is a messenger RNA of Colletotrichum spaethianum, 339 nucleotides long. RefSeq lists its product as uncharacterized. The record is from RefSeq and is a predicted model, not a curated record. The coding region runs from base 1 to 339 and encodes 112 amino acids. The transcript has 2 exons. Lineage: Eukaryota; Fungi; Ascomycota; Sordariomycetes; Glomerellales; Glomerellaceae.